AUGGAUCUUAAAGCUGAUAUAAAACUUCAGAGAGCAGGUCUGUUUUAUUGGUUCUGCUUUAAACGGGUUUGAUGUGAAUAUAUGAGGGAGCUGAGUCUGUCUCUAAUGUUUACACCCUCACAGAUCCUGAUAAAACUGUUUUUACUGAGAUCAGAUUUAAAGGUGGGUUACUUUAAUGAGGAGAAGCACAAACAAUGUUCUUCCUUGAGCUGCGUCACCCUUUUCAUGAGGAGAGGCAGAGCUUCUUUCUAUAAACUCCAUCACUGUCAUUAUUUGUUGUCAUUUAACUGCUGGUUUUUCCAUCAGCGCCGCGUAAACUCUUAUUUGAAUACACUGAUGUUUGAUGUGUUUUCUCCGUAUACAGACCUGUUAGACUUUCAGUGAAGGGUAAAACUGUGGCAGAGGUUGGAGGUCAGUUUUCACAGUGUCUGAUUCUCUCCAAAGCUGAGCGAUCCUCCUGCUCAAAUUCAGACCAAAAUCACCAACACCUCCUUUAAGAAAUGUCAGAGAGUGGAGCUGAACUUCAUUAGUAUCACAGAAAUACAGAAAUACACCCACUGAACAUUUUUUGGUCUAUAAGAGGUCUAAAUGUAGCCGAGAUGACUGGUCUAAAAUCAGGCUACCACAGGUCUAAAAAUGAAUGUUUUUUUAAACGUCUAAAUCUAGACCAAGUUCAGACUAGCCGGUUAACAGAGGUCUAACCGUAUAUUGCUUUUGAUAUAAAUAUUUUGGUUAAAGGUGGGGUAGUCAGGAUCUGAGGAAGUUCCAGUUUUGGGGAGAAAUCUUGAAUGUAAACUCUACCCCUCCAACCAGUUUUCCCCUCAGCUCCUCCUCUCCCCUCCCUCUCUGCUCCAACAAGCCCCGCCCACAAACAGACGCUCCUGCUCGCUCGUAUUGUUCCAAUUAAAUUCAAUUAUAAUGCAGAUAAAUACUUCAGAUAAUUACAAAUGGGGCCCAGUCAAGGUGAAGUCAAAAGCAUUGGUGCUACUGUAGAUGCCAACAGACUACCAGCAAACACAAUGUUUGCAGGACUUCUACAACUAGGAGCAGGUUAAAAAAACAGGUUGAAUAUAAAAUGUCCCUCUCAAAGUUUGCCAGCGGAAAGGUUCAUCAUAUUACGUAGGAGAGUUUCUAAAGGAAUUUGUAUUGACUUGACUGUCAGUCUCUGCUAAAACAGAGUAUCAGAGCAGGUCCAGCACUGGUUUAUAUAUUGCUGUUUAUGGAUCAUCACAGCUAACAAACAGAAGUGAAACCAUUCAACUGUCAGAUUGAGAGCAGCUUAAAACAGGAAUAUCAAAAAGGACUAUUUCACAGCCUCUCAUGAUGUCUCUUUUCAUUCUUCAGAGUUUCCUGCUGACAUCCAGAAGCUUGUGGUCGGAGAAGAAGAGCCUCCCGAGCGGCAGGAUCGGAGCCAAUAUGGAGACCAGGAGGACAUUAAGCCUCUUCACAUUAAAGAGGAACAAGAGGAACUCUGGAGCAGUCAGGAGGAGGCCAAUACCAGUAAGUUCUCAUUUAGUCCUACCAAUGUAAAGAGUGAAGAUGAGGAAGGGAAACCGCAGUCCUUGCAACCUCAUCAAAAAGACACUGAACAAAUGGAAACAAGGGCUGAUGGAGAGGACUUGAGGGGAUCAGAACCAGCAAGGGUCUCGGACUCAGAGAUUGAGGUCAAGAUUGAAGAUGUUUCUGAAGCUGAGACUGAUGACAGUGAGAACUGGGAGAAUACAAAUGAAGAACAUUCAGGAUCAAACUCUACAGAAAACACUGAAGAUAACGGAUCCAAGACACAGAGGAAGUUACACAGUUGUUCUCAGUGUGGGAAGACAUCCAGAAAGAAACAACAUCUGACCACGCACAUGAGAGUUCACACAGGAGAGAAACCUUUCAGCUGCUCUGAUUGUGGGAAGAGAUUUGCUCGUAAGGAUAGUAUGACCAGACACAUGGGUGUUCACGCAGGGAAGAAGAAGUUUUGCUGUUUCAAGUGUGGUAAAAGAUUUCAUCAUAAAAGUAUUCUGGUUACACAUAUGAGAAUACAUCUGAUUAGAUAUGGUGUAAAAGAACACAUGAGGAUUCACACAGAAGAGAAACCAUUCAGCUGCUGUGAAUGCGGGAAAAGAUUUCAUCACAACUCGAGUCUAAGGGCUCACAUGGCUUAUCAUGUAAGAGAAAAACUGUUCAGUUGCUCCGAAUGUGGGAAAAGAUUUAUCUGUGAAGGUCAUCUGGCAGAGCAUACAAGACUUCACACAGGAGAAAAACCCUUCAGCUGCUCCAAGUGUGGGAAAAGAUUCAACCAUAAAAGAAAUCUAACCAGGCAUAUGAUCAUUCACUUGGAGGGAAAAGCCCUCUGCUGUUCUGAAUGUGGGAAAAGGUUCACAUGUAAAGGUCAUCUGAUUGAACACUUGAGGAUUCACACAGGAGAGAAACCCUUCAGCUGCUCCAAGUGCAGCAAGAGAUUCAACUAUAAAAAACACUUGAAUCAGCACAUGACGAUUCACAUGGAGGAGAAACCCUUCAGCUGUUCUCAGUGUGGCAAAACCUUCAACCAAAAACAUCACGUCACUAGGCACAUGCUGAUUCACACGGGAGAGAAACCCUUCAGCUGCUCUGAGUGUGGAAAAAGAUUUAACAGUAAGAGAAAUCUGACCCGACACAUGCCGCUUCACACAGGAGAGAAACCCUACAGCUGCAGUGUUUGUGAGCAAAGAUUCACCUGGCAUUCGCAGUUAAAAAUUCACAAGUGUGGAAGAAGUCAGGCUGCCAAGUUACAGGAAGAAAAGAAAGAGAGGAGAAGAAAGGUAGAGACAGGAGAGGGCUGUGAAGGACUGGAGUCAGCCGAGAAUUCAGAUUCAGAGAUACUUUUACAGCCGGAGAUCGAGGUCAAGCUUGAAGAGUUUUCUGAACCUGACACUAAUGACGUAAGUGGAGACUUCUCUGAAGCUGAAACGGAUGAUAAUGAUGAUAUCAACAGCACAACAGAACAGAGUUUAGGACUGAUCUCCAUUGAAAAUACAGGAGAUGCUGAGUCAAAGAGGAAUAAGAAAUUACACAGCUGCUUUCUGUGUGGCAAAACAUUCAAGCAGAAACAGCAUCUGACUAUACACAUUAGAAAUCACACAGGAGAGAAACCCUUCAGCUGCUCCGAGUGCAGUAAAAGAUUUACCCGUAAAGAAAGUAUGACCAGACACAUGAGAAUUCACACGGGAAAGAAAAAUUUCAGCUGCUUCGUUUGCGGGAAAGGAUUCACCCAUAAAGGUAAUCUGACCACACACAUGAGGAUACACUCGGAAGACAACCCGUUCAUCUGUCCUCAAUGUGGGAAAAAAUGCACUCACAAACGCGGUCUGACAGAGCACAUGAGAACUCAUACAGGAGAGAAACCAUUCAGCUGCUCUGAGUGUGGAAAAAGAUUUUACCUCAAGUCCAGUCUGACUGUCCACAUGACGUACCAUGAAGGAGAAAAACUCUUUGGUUGCUCUGAUUGCGAGAAAAGAUUUAUCUCUGAAGGCCAUCUCACCGAACACAUGAGGAGUCACACAGGAGAGAAACCCUUCUGCUGCUCUGAGUGUGGGAGUAAAUUCAACUAUAAAAGAAAUCUGACCCGACACAUGAUGAUUCACAUGGAGGAGAAACCCUACAGCUGCCCUGAGUGCAGUAAAAGAUUUAACCAAAAAGGUCAUUUGACGAAACACAUGGUGAUUCAUAUGGGGGAAAAACCCUUCAGCUGCUCUGAGUGUGGGAAAAGAUUUAAUUUUAAAGGGAAUAUGACGAAGCACAUGUUAGUUCAUGCAAGACGGAAAUCCUUGAGCUCUUCAGAGGCCAGUAAUAGACCUGAACAUCAUCAUCAGCUGACGCCUGAAAUAAGACAUCAACAAGGAGAGGAGGCGCUCAUCAGCUGUGAUGUUUGUGAUCAAGAGCUCUCUGGCUGCCGUUCCUCAGAGCUGAAUCAAAGUCAUAACCAAAACCAUAACCACGCUGAUGAAGAUGAAGAAAAAUGUGACGGAACAGAAACAAUGUGUGACUCAGAUCCAGAGGGACUUUCACAGCAGGAGACUGAAAACUGA
Messenger RNA from Xyrichtys novacula (pearly razorfish), 4058 nucleotides. Lineage: Eukaryota; Metazoa; Chordata; Actinopteri; Labriformes; Labridae. The record is from the annotation of a GenBank genome assembly.